Molecule: messenger RNA, 2584 nt
Organism: Homo sapiens (human)
Lineage: Eukaryota; Metazoa; Chordata; Mammalia; Primates; Hominidae
Gene: DQX1
Product: DEAQ-box RNA dependent ATPase 1
Exons: 12
Coding region: 116-2269 (717 amino acids)
Cellular component (GO): nucleus
Source: RefSeq, marked validated
GGAAUUUACCUUUGUACUUCACACGGUCAGGGUUGGUGGUGACUACGUGGGUCUGGAGCUGACUGCCGUCCUGACACGUCCUAGAGCUGCAAGCAGGUCCUGCCAGAGAGCCACCAUGACCUCUCAGCCUCUCAGGCUAGCAGAAGAGUAUGGCCCAAGUCCUGGGGAGUCUGAACUGGCUGUGAACCCCUUUGAUGGGCUUCCCUUCUCUUCCCGCUACUAUGAGCUGCUGAAGCAGCGCCAAGCCUUGCCCAUCUGGGCUGCUCGCUUUACCUUCUUGGAGCAGUUGGAGAGUAACCCCACUGGAGUGGUGCUGGUGUCUGGGGAGCCUGGUUCUGGCAAGAGCACCCAGAUCCCUCAGUGGUGUGCAGAGUUUGCGCUGGCCAGAGGGUUCCAGAAAGGACAGGUUACUGUUACUCAGCCCUACCCUCUUGCAGCCCGGAGCCUGGCUCUGCGGGUUGCUGAUGAGAUGGACCUGACCCUGGGUCAUGAGGUUGGAUACAGCAUCCCCCAGGAGGACUGCACGGGGCCCAACACCCUGCUCAGGUUCUGCUGGGACAGGCUGCUUCUGCAGGAGGUGGCCUCGACCCGAGGCACUGGAGCCUGGGGCGUGCUGGUACUAGAUGAGGCUCAGGAGCGGUCGGUGGCAUCAGAUUCACUCCAGGGGCUACUGCAAGAUGCCAGGCUGGAAAAACUUCCGGGGGACCUCAGAGUGGUUGUGGUUACUGACCCAGCCCUUGAACCUAAGCUCCGAGCUUUCUGGGGCAAUCCUCCUAUUGUGCAUAUACCCAGAGAGCCUGGUGAGAGACCUUCCCCCAUCUACUGGGACACCAUCCCACCUGAUCGGGUGGAAGCUGCCUGCCAAGCAGUGCUUGAAUUGUGUCGGAAGGAGCUUCCAGGAGAUGUGCUAGUGUUCCUGCCCAGUGAGGAGGAAAUUUCCCUGUGCUGUGAAUCCUUGUCCAGGGAGGUAGAGUCCUUGCUUCUCCAAGGGCUUCCACCACGAGUACUGCCCCUUCACCCAGACUGUGGACGAGCCGUUCAGGCUGUGUAUGAGGACAUGGAUGCCCGAAAGGUUGUGGUCACUCACUGGCUGGCUGACUUCUCCUUCUCCCUCCCUUCCAUCCAACAUGUCAUCGACUCAGGACUGGAGCUCCGAAGUGUUUACAAUCCUAGGAUCCGAGCAGAAUUCCAAGUGUUGAGGCCAAUCAGCAAGUGUCAGGCAGAGGCAAGACGAUUGCGAGCAAGAGGGUUCCCACCAGGAUCCUGCCUCUGCCUGUAUCCUAAGUCCUUCUUAGAACUAGAAGCUCCACCAUUGCCACAACCCAGGGUGUGUGAGGAGAAUCUGAGCUCCCUGGUGUUACUACUAAAAAGGAGACAGAUUGCAGAGCCAGGGGAGUGUCACUUCCUGGACCAGCCUGCUCCAGAAGCACUGAUGCAAGCCCUGGAAGAUUUAGACUAUCUGGCAGCCCUGGAUGAUGAUGGGGACCUGUCAGAUCUGGGUGUCAUACUAUCAGAAUUCCCUCUGGCCCCUGAGCUGGCCAAAGCCCUGCUGGCCUCAUGCGAGUUUGACUGUGUGGACGAGAUGCUCACCCUGGCUGCCAUGCUCACAGCUGCCCCUGGGUUUACCCGUCCUCCACUCAGUGCAGAAGAAGCUGCCCUGCGUCGGGCCCUGGAACACACGGAUGGUGACCACAGUUCUCUGAUCCAGGUGUAUGAAGCCUUUAUACAAAGUGGAGCAGAUGAGGCUUGGUGCCAGGCUCGAGGUCUGAAUUGGGCAGCAUUGUGCCAAGCCCAUAAACUUCGGGGAGAACUCCUAGAACUCAUGCAACGAAUUGAACUUCCCUUGUCCCUACCAGCCUUUGGCUCUGAGCAGAAUCGCAGAGACCUUCAGAAAGCACUGGUGUCAGGAUACUUUCUCAAGGUGGCCAGAGACACAGACGGGACUGGAAAUUACCUUCUCCUAACCCAUAAGCAUGUGGCCCAGCUCUCCUCAUACUGCUGCUACCGAAGCCGCAGAGCUCCUGCCAGACCCCCACCAUGGGUGCUCUACCACAAUUUCACCAUAUCCAAAGACAACUGCCUUUCCAUUGUUUCUGAGAUUCAACCACAGAUGCUGGUGGAAUUGGCCCCUCCAUACUUCCUGAGUAACUUGCCUCCCAGUGAGAGCAGAGACCUUCUGAACCAGCUAAGGGAAGGAAUGGCAGAUUCUACAGCAGGGAGCAAAUCAUCCUCAGCCCAGGAGUUCAGAGAUCCCUGUGUCCUGCAGUGACCUGCCUGCCUAUGGAAUGGAGCUGGGUUCAUCUCAUCACAUUAGAUUAUCCCUCAGGGUGACACCAAAGCACCCAGACAGAUUUAGAAGCCCAAAGUUUAGGGUCAAAUGUAAACCCUGGAACCUGAGUCCCAAGAAAUGGUAGACUGGGAAUGGAAAGAAUGGGGUAAACCACAGUCUACAUAGGGAAGGACUCUUUCCUUAGCCUUCUCUUAUUGAUUGGAGAGGGACUGACAUGCUCCUCAUUCUCUUAACUUUGCCAAACCCAUUCUUGUACUCCCUUGUGAUCUAUAAAAGAUUUUUCUAUGAUGCCAA